This is a messenger RNA of Malaclemys terrapin pileata, 1172 nucleotides long. RefSeq names its product cryptic protein-like. The transcript has 6 exons. NCBI's taxonomy places the organism in Eukaryota, Metazoa, Chordata, Testudines, Emydidae. Gene Ontology annotation, biological process: anatomical structure development. Gene Ontology annotation, molecular function: signaling receptor binding. The coding region runs from base 198 to 806 and encodes 202 amino acids. The record is from RefSeq and is a predicted model, not a curated record. Gene Ontology annotation, cellular component: extracellular region; cell surface.
AUAUUGCUAUGGUCUGGAGAUAAAAGGAAAAGUUUCCUCCGUUUUCUCUUCUCUGCUCUUUAUCCUGUCUCUUGAUGGAGCAGUCAGAGUGUAUGGUAUGACGACUGCUGCAUGUAACAGCCUAGACUGAUCUACCUUGGAAUCGUGCAUCUAGUCAAGCUGCUGAGAAUCACACUAGAAUUGCAGAGUGACGGAAAAUGUACCGGGGACAGCAUGUUCGAAUUCUUUUUACUGUGAGUCUGGCCUUGCAGGUCAUUCAUUAUGGGAAAGGCCGUGAAAAAGAGGAGCAUAAAGGUGAUGGAGAAAAUGUGCAUGCAACAGCCCAAAAGCAACAGCCAAAAAAUCAAGGCACUACUCUAAAUAUGUUUAAUGACAUGAAUCGGAGUGAUGAGAGCAGCAAGCAACAGAGUUCGAGGACUUUUGUACCUUUCACGGGGCUUACAGAUAGUAAAAAACUGAACAGGCAUUGUUGUCAAAAUGGAGGAACCUGUAUUCUGGGCAGUUUCUGUGCAUGCCCAAAACACUUCACUGGCAGAUAUUGUGAGCACGAUGAGCAGAAUAGCAACUGUGGCAGUGUUGCCCAUGGAGUCUGGGUGCAAAAGGGUUGUCGAUUCUGUCGAUGUGGCUAUGGGAUUCUGCACUGCCUUUCGGAAAUAAUGCAAGACAACUGUGAUCUAAAAAUAGAAGAGGAGGAAUUUCUCAGGUUACGUUCUAGUGGCUCGAGAUCACAGCAAACAAUGUGCUCUCUCAUUCUCCUACUCUGCUUCUUCACAUUGUUCUGCAGCAGGCUCCAUCAGCAGCUUUGAGACUGGCUCUAUGAAAGAGAAUUUAUUUAGGACUCAAAUCCCCUCAGUUUGAAUCAAACAGAGUUUUGCCCAUUGACAAAACCGUUUUUCUAACAGACUGAAGGACAAGAGGUGAAAUGUACUUUACCUCAAAAUUUUCUCUUUAACCUAAAGAUAUCUCUACUUACUUGUCUGCCUGAAAGAGACAUGCUAAGGAUUAAUUAGUUAAUGUUAGUAAAGAGCUUAGAUUAUGAAAAGCACUAGACUGUAUGAAUGCUAUGUAUUAAUUCUUAUUACUACUUCUAUCAGGGUCUGAUUUAAGCAGUUCUCUAGUUUUGAAGUAUUGGCUCUUCCAGUGGAAGAAACCCCCCGAUGUUCUAUGCCUUA